AUGUACUUGGUUCUCCAUUUCCAUUUCGGGUUCUGCUCAAUUCCGCUCCGACGCUCAGCCUGUGCGGCUGUACGCACCGUCAAACUGACAAAAUGCAAUGUCUGCACGGGCACUCAGCAACGCGUCGAGGUAUACCAUGACCGUGUGGGCCUUAAGUGCACCCAACGACGAGUCGUCACUCCGAUCGCCUGUGCCAAGUGCCCCGAGGCAUCGGUCACGCAGAAGCGUUGUCGUGACGGCAAGAGCCAUGAUCUAGUCACUAUUCGCUUUCGACCCGACGACAAGUGCACCGUCUGCAAGAGGCAGGUGGAGACGUCAGUUCAGCCAAUUCAGUGCCAGAAGUCUGAGGAGCUGGAGGCGUGCAACAAAAAGACGUGCAAACAGCGCGUCAAGAUUGUGGAACGCAAGUUGAAAAAUUGCCUCUGCCUCGCUGUCAUCCGGUACCAGUUCAGGGAAUGUUGUAAGUUCUCUAUAUUAUGCCUACUAUGCAUAAAUGCCAACCAACGCAACAGCAGCAAUAUCUGCGGUACUUGUCAACUCUGUUUAAUAAGAUCAGUUUUUUCGAAUCCAAUUAUCUCAAAUUCAUUAUGGGAACAUAAAUGCAUUUGUUUUCCGAGCUAA
Molecule: messenger RNA, 621 nt
Organism: Protopolystoma xenopodis
Lineage: Eukaryota; Metazoa; Platyhelminthes; Monogenea; Polystomatidea; Polystomatidae
Source: the annotation of a GenBank genome assembly